AGCUUCAUGAUUGAAAGGGGAAAUUCGUAUGUUCAGUGCAGCGAAACAGUGGGUUACAAAUAUGACUGGAAUUGGACAGGGUGCAAUUUCUCCUGAAGCAUUUGAGACUUUUUGGAGCGAGUGUACGAGUAUACACGCAGAUUCUCCUACUAGGUUCUAUAAGGAGGUUCUUAAUAAAUUUCAGAAACAAGACAGACGAGAUAUACAUUCACUUUCUGACGAUUCCACUUACGAUCCUGCCACGAAAGUAAGAUUUGUGUGUACAUCUGAUACUCACAACCAAACGGAUAGGUAUAACUUUCAAGUUCCUGAUGGAGACGUUCUGAUACAUGGCGGCGACUUUACCCAGGUCGGAUGUGUGAAGGAGGUUGAACAUUUUGCAGAUUGGCUGGACACACUACCUCAUCCUAUUAAGAUUGUGAUCGCAGGAAAUCACGAACUCUCGUUUGAUCCAAUGACCGCAUCUGAUCCCAACAUUCGUGAAAGACUAAUUGGUCGACUGCACAAGAGCUGUACCUACUUGGAAGACAACAGUGCUGUUGUCAGUGGCAUCAAGAUAUUCGGGUCUCCCUGGCAACCUUUGUUUGGAAACUGGGGUUAUAACCUAAAGAGAGGUGAGGAAUGUGCUGCGAAAUGGAAGGAGAUUCCUGAUAACACUGACAUUCUGAUAACACAUGGCCCUCCUAUUGGACACGGAGACAGGGUCCGCAACGGCAUCAGGGCUGGUUGUGUUGAUUUACUUCAAGAAAUUCAGCUCCGAGUGAAGCCUCAAUAUCAUAUUUUUGGACACAUUCACGAAGAUGCAGGAGUCACAACGGAUGGACAAACGACCUUCAUCAACGCUUCAAUGUGUACAUUAAGAUACAAACCCGAGCAAUAUCCUGUUGUCUUUGAAAUGGAUAAGAUUUCUGAGGAAACUAUUCUCGUGUCUGCUCCUGCUGAAUGGAACUUAUCAGAUCCACGAAAGAAAUAAUCAUGUGAAAUAUUAUGUGCUUUAUGUUUUCUCGUUUAAUUUUUUACGCAUGAUUUCGUACACGAUAGUUUAGUUAAUGAUAUUUCUAUCUGUCCGAAUCGUUUUCUUGAUAUGAAUGGGAAUUUACGUACUCUGAAUUCUCAGUUAUCAAUGUAGGUAUGCGUUGCUUUUAAUUAUUGAUGUAAAAUGUACAUACAGUAGUUUAUAAUGCUAUUGUAAAUUAGGAUCAAAUAUAAUAUAAUGUAUAUAA
Molecule: messenger RNA, 1223 nt
Organism: Bolinopsis microptera
Lineage: Eukaryota; Metazoa; Ctenophora; Tentaculata; Lobata; Bolinopsidae
Product: metallophosphoesterase domain-containing protein 1-like
Exons: 7
Coding region: 29-973 (314 amino acids)
Molecular function (GO): hydrolase activity
Source: RefSeq, a predicted model, not a curated record